Xenia sp. Carnegie-2017 is the source of this 877-nucleotide messenger RNA. RefSeq lists its product as uncharacterized. Lineage: Eukaryota; Metazoa; Cnidaria; Anthozoa; Malacalcyonacea; Xeniidae. The record is from RefSeq and is a predicted model, not a curated record. The coding region runs from base 77 to 877 and encodes 266 amino acids. The transcript is spliced from 4 exons.
UCGACAAGAGAGCUUACUGGCCGCAGAAAACAUAACCUUUGAAGUCAUCAAAAAAGAGAAACAAGCUAACAUUACGAUGUCAGUCAAUUGUGAGACUACAUGUCAGUGCCUUGCAAAUGGGCAUGGAAGAUGGACCAACAACUCAUGGCAACCAUUUUACCAUGGAAAUUUAAACAUUAAUUCAGUCAAUGCAAAAUCACGACCAAGAAAAAAAAGAAUGGGACAUUUAUGGAUAUAUGGAGACUCAUCAGCCUUCCACUUUUGGAACAGCAUUUCAAAAAGCAGAUUGUGUAAAGAAGUGUUUCAAUUUUGCAAUCUUAGUUAUAACUGGAUAUAUCCCUACACACAAGCCUCAAUCAGGAAAAAAGAUGAUUUAGACUUUCGUCCACAAAUCGUUAUUGAUCUUAUAAAACAAGUUCUUUGCAAGGAUGAAAUGAUGGGUAGUGAGAAUGUGCUUGUUUUAAACUUUGGACUUCAUUACGCACGUUCUGUUAGUUUUGAAAUGUUUAAAAAAUUAGUCCAAGACGUGAUUGUUAUGUUACAUGACCACAAACAGCAGCACAACAAUAGUGCACGAGUAAUAUGGAAAACAACGACAGCAGCCAGAAAGGAAAAACAGAAACGUUAUUUAAAUCAUAGAAGAUUUCUUACAGAGCAGAGAGUAAGGUUGUUUGACGCAUACGCUAUGUCCGAAAUGUGUAAAGCUGGUAUUCUUGUUCUUGACGUUCAUCCAUUGACAGCAUCUUAUUAUCCGGGGCCUUAUGACGGUCUUCAUUACCAACACGAAGUAUUCAAGUCAGCGGAAAAAGAGCUUGGGAUUCUUGCGAAAGCUGGGCAGAAUUAUAAAACAACCGAAGUUUGUGUAGCGGACUAUUAA